AUGCUUCACAAACUAGUCGCUCCAUUCUUUACCAGCCUUCUGGUGGCCACUCCAGCACUGGCAGCCACAUACAGCCAUCUCGACCCAGCCCGCUGCGUGGACCCGUCUGGCAUGAAGAAAUGUGUUGAAAAGGUGAAUGAGGAACAGCAACAGUGCAUCAAUACAGGGUGCGAGGAUUCAGGAUAUGGAUGCCUCGAGUCGACCUGCUUGUGUGCGAGCAGCAUCAGCCAAAUGGAUUGCGCUCUGACACAUUGCUGGGACCAGGUCUAUAGCUGCGAGUACCAGAAAACGGUUAAACAGGUCGUGAAGACCUGCGACGACGGUCCAGAGGAGGGGUUUCCCUUCUACCCUGCCCCGGUUGAUGCACCCAAUGCUUGCUCAUGCAAUAAGGCGAAGAUUGUUGAAACCGUCGGCAAGGCGUUGGAGAAGCAGAAUGAUUGUAAAGGAGGGGGAUCAGAUGCGUGGGAAUCAUUGCCCCGGGCUGAAUUAAAGGCCAAGGUAGCCCCGGCUUGUGUCUGUUACAUGGAUCCAAACUACCUCGGUGUUGACGACUUCCUCAACAGCUUGCUGGGCGAUGCUUGGGAGAAGUGGCCUAAGUGCAAAUUCGACAACACCACUUGCCACACAGAGUACAAUUAUACGCUGCCCGGAAACAAGGACGCCAAAUUCUAUGAGCCUGGAGAGUUCCCCAAGAACGGAACACAGACGACAAUGACAAACCUUCCUGGCACCAUCACGAGCCCUAUCAGCGGCGCGAUUUUUACGUGGACGAUGAAUUCGACGGCGCACACCAUCACAGCGGCUAGUGUACAGACGACGGGGACCAGUGCAAGCCCGACGGUUGUCAGUGGAAACACGACGCCAACGGGCACAGGCGCGCAAGCAACGGAAAGUUCUAGUGAGGCUGAAGACAAGGGAAGUAAUGCUUCGGUGGUGGUUCCUCGAACUUGGUCCAUUAUCUCGCCGGUUCUUAUUUUCUUCGUAUUGUAA
Fusarium falciforme is the source of this 990-nucleotide messenger RNA. RefSeq lists its product as hypothetical. NCBI's taxonomy places the organism in Eukaryota, Fungi, Ascomycota, Sordariomycetes, Hypocreales, Nectriaceae. The record is from RefSeq and is a predicted model, not a curated record. Bases 1 to 990 code for a protein of 329 amino acids. The transcript has 3 exons.